AUGAUCAUUUUUUUCUUGUUAAUUCAAAAGAUCACUAUGUUCAAACCUGAGUUAAAAGAAAUGGAAUUUACCUUGUACCCAACUUAAGGAGAGUACUUUAAAUUCUAUAUCAAUGAAAUUCUAUAUUUAACUGGUUCCCUAUCAUCAUUGACAUGUAAUAUGAAUUCUUAAGUUCCCUAUGUAGAUUUAAUCAAUUCAUUAUAAGAGACUUACAAAGCAGAUGGCAAAAGUAAAAAUCCAUCAAUAUUAAUAUAGAUUUUAAAUCAAUAUCUUCAAAUAAUACUCAUUUUGCUGGUCUGACAUAUACAAACGAAGUUAUUGUGUAUGAAUGGAAGAAUUAAAUCUUGCAAUAAGCUGGAUAACUACUUUAGAUUGAUUCUUCAAUUAAUUGUUUUAGCAUCAAUUUAUUUUUAGAUUCUUAAAUUUUAGUUGAUUGCUAUAAUUAUGAAUAAUUUUCCUUAAUAAAUGUAAUAGAAGAAUAAUCAAAUUUUGUUUAUUAAUCUUAAUCCUAUAUGCCUAAUUCAACUGAAAUAUAAUCAAUUGUAAAUGGAACAAAAACUUUUAUAAUUUAUAUCUAAUAUCUUCAGGAUUAUUCUAUUAUCUCACUAUUUUCAGACUAAUUUUCUAAUUUAAGUAGCUUUAACUCUACAUUUAUUGAUUAUGAUAUUCCUAAUAGAAUAAAUCCUUCAAUUUAUGCAAUCAAUUAGCAAGAGAUUUUCUAAUUUUCUAUAUCAACGGAUUACCAUUUUUCCAAACGUCUAAUUACAUUAUUUUUGAGUGUUUGA
This is a messenger RNA of Paramecium primaurelia, 785 nucleotides long. The record is from the annotation of a GenBank genome assembly. NCBI's taxonomy places the organism in Eukaryota, Ciliophora, Oligohymenophorea, Peniculida, Parameciidae.